Telopea speciosissima is the source of this 2127-nucleotide messenger RNA. Its product is annotated as transcription factor ICE1-like. The record is from RefSeq and is a predicted model, not a curated record. Gene Ontology annotation, biological process: regulation of DNA-templated transcription. NCBI's taxonomy places the organism in Eukaryota, Viridiplantae, Streptophyta, Magnoliopsida, Proteales, Proteaceae. Gene Ontology annotation, molecular function: protein dimerization activity; DNA-binding transcription factor activity; sequence-specific DNA binding. Gene Ontology annotation, cellular component: nucleus. The transcript is spliced from 4 exons. Bases 247 to 1899 code for a protein of 550 amino acids.
CAACUGAGACUCAGAGAUACAUAAACCACACAGACACAGGCACACCCACACAGUCUGAGACGCUGAGAGUAACGUUCAAAGCUAUCUACUCGCACCUCUCCUAAUGGUGUUCUGAUCUUUGAAAAGCUAUUUCCCUUUCCGCUCUGCAAUUUGUUCGUUCUCCUUCCUUUUUUUCUGUUCCUCUGUGUUGUCUUUUCUCCCUCUGGAAUCCCCGAAAGAGCCUAAAAAAGAAAGGCAAGCGCAAAAAUGCUGUCCAGGCUUAAUGGCGUAGUCUGGAUGGAAGAAGAGGGCGAGGAUGGAGAUGUAGCUUUAUGGACUAGGAACAACGGUGGUAGUAGUGGCGGUGGAGAAAACAGGAACGACUUGGGUCCUCUCUCUACGUUCAAAUCGAUGCUCGAAGACGACUGGUAUGUGCACAGUGGAGGGAACCCGUCUCACCAUGAUUUUCAGAGCAUCCACAACCACCAAGAUAUAAAAGACAUCACCUUCUCUUCAAACCCUACUGUAGCUGAGAAUCUGCUGCUGCAUUCAGUAGACUCCUCGUCGUCGUGCUCUCCGUCGUCCGUGUUUAAUCUCGACCCAUCUCAGGUACAGUCCUUCUUGCCUCCGAAAUCUUGCUUGUCUUCGCUCCUCAAUGUCGUCUGCAGCAACCCGUUUGAGAGCGGUUUCGAUUUGGGUUGUGACCCAGGGUUUAUCGCGCCCUUGCAAGGGAACCUGAACAUGAACUCCCCUGCUUUGAUGAACAGAGGAGGUGGGGUUUUAACUGAGUUCAACGGCUUAAGCCCGCAGUCUCAGGUGGGCAUCCCCGAUCUAAGCUCCAAUUCACAGUUUCCGUCCACUCGUUUGCUCCCGAUGACCGAGAACGGCGGCGCUGUUAGCGCCGGUUUCAGUCCACCCGGGUUUGGAGGUUUUGAGGGUUCUUGUAAUCCGCUGUUCCUCAACAGGUCCAAGGUGUUGAGACCUCUCGAAAUUUUCCCUCCUGUUGGCGCACAGCCCACUCUCUUCCAGAAGAGAGCGGCUCUGCGGCAGAAUUUUGCCGCCCCUGACAGAAGUGAGAAUUUGGGUUUCCUGGGUUCGGAAGGAAAUAAGGGGAAGAGGGAGUUGAACGAAGACCAGGAGAAGAGGAGGAGGAAAAACUACAUCGAAGAGGAUGCAAUGGAGGAGGCAAGCAUCGAUGGGUCCGGUUUGAAUUAUGACUCUGAUGAGGCUACAGAGAAUAACAACAACAACAAAGUGGAGGAGAACGCAAAAAACGGUGGAAGCAACUCGAAUGCUAACAGCACUGUCACUGCUACUGAUCAAAAAGGGAAGAAGAAGGGGCUCCCGGCAAAAAAUCUUAUGGCCGAGAGGCGACGCAGGAAGAAACUCAAUGACAGGCUUUACAUGCUGAGGUCGGUUGUUCCAAAGAUUAGCAAGAUGGAUAGAGCUUCAAUCCUCGGUGAUGCAAUUGAGUAUUUGAAGGAACUACUGCAGAGGAUCAAUGAUCUCCACAAUGAACUAGAAUCAACUCCGUCUGGCUCAUCAUUGCCGCCUACUACAACAACCUUCCAUCCAUUGACACCCACCCCACCUACCCUUCCCUGCCGUGUCAAGGAGGAACUCUGCCCAAGUUCGCUGCCAAGCCCAAAUAGCCAACCUGCAAGGGUCGAAGUCAGGUUACGAGAAGGGAGAGCUGUAAACAUUCACAUGUUUUGUGCCCGAAGACCUGGUCUCCUGCUCUCCACCAUGAAGGCACUUGAUAGGCUUGGGCUUGACAUUCAGCAGGCUGUCAUCAGCUGUUUUAAUGGGUUUGCUCUGGACGUCUUCCGAGCUGAGCAAUGCAAAGAAGGCCCGUAUGUGUUACCUGAGGACAUCAAGGCGAUUCUUUUGGAAUCCGCUGGCUUUCAGGGAAUGAUGUAGUUCGCUCCCAACCCCAACUGCUGUACUUACUUGGAACAGUCAAAUGCAGGGAAAGCACCGACUUAGUUGUUCUCCAAGCGAUCUUAAAUGUGUUUACUAAGCUAAUUCAAGUUGGAUACCAGUAUUUAAUGGGCUUGGAGGUUGGUCUUCGUUUUUGGGUUUCUCCCUUUAAUAGGCAUUGUAGCAAAAAAACACUUUGUUUUCAGCAAUUUUAGAGUUUAAUAAAAA